UCAUAUUAGACACGAGACCUCAACGAUCAAACCCCUUCCAGCUGCUUCCAACCAUUCGAUAAUCUUGCUCCUUGGUGGUAGCUAGCCAUAUAGGCGGGCGCCGCACAUCAGCUCGACGCCUCGACCGAACGUCGUCGACGACAGCCAUGGCGGCGUCCAGGAGCUCUUCUUCUUGGCUCACGCCGCUGGUCCUCUCUGUCCUCCUCGCGUGCACCGCCGCCAGCGGUGACCAGCACCGUCUCUCCGUCAGCUACUACGACAAGACCUGCCCCAGCGCGCAGCACAUCGUGCAGUCCGUGAUGGCGUCCAGGGUCGCCGCCGACCAGGCGAUGGCCCCCGCCGUGCUCCGCCUCUUCUUCCACGACUGUUUCGUCAACGGAUGCGACGCCUCGGUCCUCCUCGACGACGCCACGCCUUUCGUCGAGAGCGAGAAGGACGCCGGGCCCAAUGACUCGCUCCGCGGCUUCGACGUGGUCGAGGAGAUCAAGUACCACCUCGAACACUCCUGCCCGGGCACCGUCUCCUGCGCCGACAUCCUCGCUCUGGCCUCCCGGGACGCCGUCGCCCUGCUCGGCGGCCCGACCUGGAACGUGCAGCUCGGCCGCAAGGACUCGCGCGGCGCCGACAGGGAUGCCGCCGAGAAUGAUCUCCCUAGCCCGCACGAGAACGCCACCGGACUCAUCACCAAGUUCGCCGAGUACGGCCUCGACGCCCGCGACAUGGCAGCGCUAUCGGGCGCGCACACCGUCGGCACGGCGCGGUGCCUCCACUACAAGGACCGUGUCUACGGAAACGACGGGGAGGGCGGCGCCGACAUCGACCCCUCCUUCGCGGAGCUCCGUCGGCGGACGUGCCAGGCCGGUGACGAUGUGGUGGCGCCGUUCGACGAGCAGACGCCGAUGAGGUUCGACAACGCCUACUACAAGGACCUGGUUGCGCGGCGCGGCCUGCUCACCUCCGACCAGGCGCUCUACGGCUGCGGUGGGCCGCUGGACCAUCUGGUGGAGAUGUACAGCAAGGAUGCCAAUGCGUUCGAGAAGGACUUCGCCAGGGCUAUGGUGAAGAUGGGGGACAUACCCCCUCCCCCCGGGAUGCCCGUGGAAGUGAGGCUCAAGUGCUCGAUGGUGAACUAG
Molecule: messenger RNA, 1133 nt
Organism: Panicum virgatum (switchgrass)
Lineage: Eukaryota; Viridiplantae; Streptophyta; Magnoliopsida; Poales; Poaceae
Product: peroxidase P7-like
Exons: 2
Coding region: 147-1133 (328 amino acids)
Biological process (GO): response to oxidative stress; hydrogen peroxide catabolic process
Molecular function (GO): peroxidase activity; heme binding
Source: RefSeq, a predicted model, not a curated record